CAGGCCAUGUGUCCUCUUUCAUAGCGUGAGCCCUCUUUCAUACGAAUUCUUGGCCACAAAAGUUGUUUGUUGAUCCUUUGUCCUCGAUUUCAGCUUCUUCUCUGGCCAUCAUCGCAAAGAGAGCAUCAUCUCGGCAACACAUGCAUUGCGUCAUGGCGCUGUGAAACACUGAGCAGCUAUACAACACACCAACCAAGCUCACCCUCACCAAGCUCACUUUAUCAAGACCUUCCACCGAACAAUCUCAUCGCCAUGCUUCUCGAAACUCUCCUCCUCACCCUCACCCUCCCCUUCCUCACCCUCGCCGCCCGCCCUAAGAACGCAAUCCUCCUCUCCGAAGUCCGCACCCUCACCCUCCGCGGCAAUGGCGCAAAAACCACCGCCCGCCGCGUCGCCGCCGUGCCCCAGCUCAAAUGCAUUUCUUCAAAGGCCGUCUGCGACCUCUUCCAAAUCGACGUCAUGCGCUGCACCAAUCAGGGCUCCUCGUACGGCGCAGAAGACAUCGAAUGGAGCUGCAGCGCCUCCCUACCCGAGGAGUUCAAGCUAGGCAGCACGGACGUCAUCUGCGAAGGCUACGCUUCGUCUGAUGAUCCCUAUGUGUUGAAGGGCAGCUGUGGCGUCGAGUACAGGCUGAUAUUAACGGACAAGGGCGAGAAGCGGUAUCCCGACGUGGCUAAUCCGAAUGGUCGAUGGUUCAGUGAUGGUGAAGGAGGUACCGACCUGGGCGCAUGGCUAUUUGCAAUUAUUUUCUUUACCGUUCUCGGGUGGAUUGUGUAUUCAGCAUGGCGUAACGGGAGCAACCAAGGACAGAGACCUCCGAGAAGAGGCGGAUAUGGAGGCGGAGGUGGUGGUGGCGGCGGCGGUUGGGGUCCAGGCUGGGGCCCAGGAAACGAUCCACCACCGCCUUAUCCAGGUACGAAGCCUGAUGAAACCCAGCAAGGAUGGAGGCCUGGAUUUUGGAGCGGUCUUGCUGGAGGAGCAGCUGCUGGCUACAUGGCGGGAAAUCGAAACAACCGGCGGGAAGACAGGUAUCCUUCCCGGGGAUGGGGUGCCGGUCCAUCUGGGUCACAGUCUUCCUCAUUUGGCUCUGGCUCGAGCUCGGCCUCAAACUCGUCCAGAUAUGAGAGCACAGGUUUUGGUUCGACACGGCGCAGGUAAGGUGGUCAUCUGAAAUGUCACAGUUGGGUUCAGUGCCAGCACGGUAGUCACAAAAUGAAAGAAGAAUAAAGGCAUAUAUGGGUCAGAAUGACGCAAAGCUUGCGGCUUCUCUCUUAUCCAACCC
Messenger RNA from Trichoderma virens Gv29-8, 1282 nucleotides. RefSeq lists its product as uncharacterized. Gene Ontology annotation, biological process: regulation of store-operated calcium entry. NCBI's taxonomy places the organism in Eukaryota, Fungi, Ascomycota, Sordariomycetes, Hypocreales, Hypocreaceae. The record is from RefSeq and is a predicted model, not a curated record. The coding region runs from base 253 to 1158 and encodes 301 amino acids. The transcript has a single exon. Gene Ontology annotation, cellular component: endoplasmic reticulum membrane.